GCACCGCCCGGGAAGCUUCGAGUGCCACAUCCUCCCGCUGCUGCCGCUGCUCGCGCUGCCGCUGGUCCUGCUGCUGCUGCUGCCGCUGCUCCCGCUGCUGCUGAGAAGCCUGGCGGAGCUGGGCCGGCCCGCGGCCAUGGCCCAUCAGACCGGCAUUCACGCCACACCUGAGUUGAAGGAUUUCUUUGCCAAGGCUCGGAAUGGAUCUGUUAGGUUGAUCAAAGUCGUCAUUGAGGAUGAACAGCUCGUGCUGGGUGCCUUCAGGGAGCCGGCCCAGGGAUGGGAACAGGACUACGAUGCUGCUGUCUUGCCUCUGUUGGAUGAGGGCCAGCCCUGCUACAUCCUGUACCGGCUAGACUCCCACAAUGCCCAGGGCUUCCAGUGGAUCUUCAUCGCCUGGUCCCCAGACAGCUCUCCGGUUCGACUGAAGAUGCUUUAUGCAGCCACCAGAGCAACAGUGAAGAAGGAGUUUGGUGGGGGCCACAUCAAGGAUGAACUCUUUGGGACAGUGAAGGAUGACCUCUCCUUCAGCGGCUACCAGAAACACGUGUCGUCCUGCGCUGCCCCAGCCCCCCUGACCAUGGCAGAGAGGGAGCUCCAGCAGAUCCGGAUCAAUGAGGUGAAGACAGAGAUCAGCGUGGAGAGCAAGCACCAGACCCUGCAAGGCCUUGCCUUCCCCCUGCAGCCAGAGGCCCAGCAGGCCAUUCUGCUGCUAAAACAGAAGAAAAUCAACUACAUCCAGCUGAAACUGGACCUGGAGCGGGAAACCAUCGAGCUGGUCCACACGAACCCCACAGAGGUGGCGGAUCUGCCCAAGAGAGUGCCCCAGGAUUCUGCCCGCUACCACUUCUUCCUCUACAAACACUCCCAUGAGGGUGACUACCUGGAAUCUGUGGUGUUCAUCUACUCCAUGCCGGGAUACAAGUGCAGUAUUAAAGAGCGGAUGCUGUACUCCAGCUGUAAGAGCCGGCUCCUGGACUCCGUGGAACAGGAUUUCCAGCUGGAGAUCACCAAGAAGAUGGAGAUCGACGACGGGGCAGAGCUGACAGCACAGUUCCUGUAUGAUGAAGUCCACCCCAAACAACACGCCUUCAAGCAGGCCUUUGCCAAGCCCAAGGGCCCGGUGGGCAAGAGGGGCCAGAAGCGGCUUAUCCGGGGCCCUGGCGAGAACGGAGAUGAGAGCUAGGCAAGGGCCCAGCCCUCCCGUACCUGUCAUCUGCCUCAGGCUGAGCCAGAGUGGGCUGAGAACUGUGUGGUGUCCUGGGUCACAGUGACCUGGGCUCAGGGCCACUCUAGUACCUGGAGAGGCCCCUUCCCUCCCCCCAGGAGUUACUGUGUGUUUGCUCUUUCUUUUUCUUUCUCUCUCUCUUCCUCUUUUUCUCUCUCUUCCCCCUCCUUUGCUGUCAACCCUGAGGGAGAUGUGUGAAUUCUUGUCGCUCAGCUUCGCUGUCCUAUCUGUCUCCUCACCCAGUUAACCCAGAGCUCAUUUCCAUCUCAGUCACCGUAAAGUCCACCACUCUUCAUCUCUGUGUCCUCAGUCCCUCUCCCCCAAGCACUGUCUGUUGAAUUGAGUUGCACAGAAGCUUUUAUGUCCUUCAGGCCCCCGUUUUUGUUACCCCAGCUCCCAACAUUCUUGUCCCUCCUCCACACACACCAUCUCCAUCUUUAUCCAUCCCUGUCCAUAGUCUCUCCUGCCAAGGUCUGGAGGAUAGGGCCAGGCUUUUUUUUUUUUUUUGAGGUGGGGACAACAUACCUGGAGGGCCCUCCAAGGUUUAAGGAGGAGAUGGGCGGAGGGAUAUUUGCUAAGGCUGGGAAGUGGAAAUGGGUUGCAGCAGGGUGAGUAGGAGAGGACGCCAGGCUCGACCUUCUGAGACGCCCCCCAGGAUAGUAAGUGAGCUCUGGGUGUGACAGUGGGAGUUCAACCCCCUGGAGGUUCAGGGCUUAGCUGGGCAAGCUGGGAUGGGGGAAGGGGGACUGAGGGUACAGGACUUACUGGACUGAAUGCUGUAUUUUCUAAGGAAUAAAGUAUUUUUAAAUCAA
Trichosurus vulpecula (common brushtail) is the source of this 2040-nucleotide messenger RNA. It is a transcript of the gene TWF2, whose product is annotated as twinfilin actin binding protein 2. Bases 137 to 1186 code for a protein of 349 amino acids. Gene Ontology annotation, biological process: barbed-end actin filament capping; positive regulation of neuron projection development; actin filament depolymerization. NCBI's taxonomy places the organism in Eukaryota, Metazoa, Chordata, Mammalia, Diprotodontia, Phalangeridae. Gene Ontology annotation, molecular function: actin monomer binding; actin filament binding. The transcript is spliced from 9 exons. The record is from RefSeq and is a predicted model, not a curated record. Gene Ontology annotation, cellular component: myofibril; actin filament; cytoplasm.